CCCGCCACAAGGCUCACCAAACACAGAAGCAGAGAGAGAGCAGUGGGAAAUUGUGGGGUAGGUAAGGAGUGGUGGGUUGGUACUGAUUUUUCUAUAUCUUAACAAAAUUGCCCACAGAAUUGCUUCAUUUCAAAUCUCAAUUUCCACCUUCUUGUCAACCCUUCCUCCUCUUCUUCCAUGGCCGCCUCUCUCUCGUCUAAAACAUUUCUUGGUUCUUCCAGAACCGAUGGCUUCUCUGGAUUCGGCUCUCGUUCUUCAGAUCUCUCGAAGCUCUCCUUUUCGGCUGUUAAAAUCUCAGUCGGAACUCGAAACGCGAAGAAGCUCCAGAUAAAGGCUGCUGGAAGUACAUUUGGAAAUUACUUUCGUGUUACAACCUAUGGAGAAUCUCAUGGAGGAGGAGUUGGGUGUGUGAUUGAUGGAUGUCCUCCACGCUUGCCGAUUUCGGAAGCUGAUUUGCAAGUGGAACUUGACAGAAGGAGACCAGGUCAGAGUAGAAUUACCACUCCAAGAAAGGAGACUGAUACAUGUCGGAUACUUUCAGGAGUCACUAAUGGACUAACUACUGGAACACCAAUUCAUAUCUUUGUACCAAAUACCGAUCAGAGAGGACAUGAUUAUAGUGAAAUGUCAAUAGCGUAUAGACCUUCACAUGCUGAUGCCACUUACGACAUGAAAUAUGGCAUUCGAGCUGUUGAGGGUGGUGGUAGAUCUUCAGCCAGGGAAACCAUUGGAAGGGUUGCCGCUGGAGCUCUCGGUAAGAUAAUUCUGAAGCGCCUAGCAGGAACUGAGGUACAUGCUUAUGUAUCUCAAGUCUACAAGGUUGUCCUGCCAGAGGGUGUGGUUGAUCAUGAAACUUUGUCAAUGGAGCAGAUCGACAGCAACAUAGUCAGGUGCCCAGAUCCUGAAUAUGCUGAGAAAAUGAUUGCUGCCAUUGAUGCUGUCCGUGUGAAGGGAGAAUCGGUUGGUGGUGUUGUCACAUGCGUUGUGAAGAACUGUCCACCUGGGCUUGGCUCACCAGUGUUUGACAAACUUGAAGCUGAGUUUGCUAAAUCUCUACUGUCCUUACCCGCAUCAAAGGGCUUUGAGAUCGGCAGUGGGUUUGCAGGCACCUUUUUAACUGGCAGCGAACAUAAUGAUCCAUUCUAUAUAGAUGAAAAUGGAAGAAUUAGAACAGUUACCAACCGAUCUGGUGGAAUACAGGGAGGUAUAUCUAACGGCGAAAUCAUAAGCAUGAGGGUAGCUUUCAAGCCAACAGCUACCAUUGGGAAAAAGCAGAAUACAGUGACCAGAGAGAAGGAAGAGGUUGAGCUGAUUGCCCGUGGUCGUCAUGACCCCUGCGUCGUCCCAAGAGCUGUACCAAUGGUUGAAGCUAUGGUAAGUCUAGUGCUUGUGGACCAGUUGAUGGCUCAACAUGGACAAUGCAAUCUGUUCCCAAUCAACUCAGAUCUGCAAUCACCCAUCAAACCGAGAUCCGAAGCUUCGAAAUCGACCGCUUGAACAAAAGCUAUUGUUACACAAACAUCCUAUAAGCUUUGAUCUCAAUCUUCAACUUUUUUCUGUACACUUGUGCUCAAUUUUUUGUUGUUCUCCCAAAAGCAAGUUAAUAUGGUAGAGUUGUUUCAUGCUUACCCUUGAAAUUUAUGAGACCUCAAAGUUUUGUAAUAAAGGGAAUAAAUAAUUUGAAUUGUGAUAUUGUUUCA
This is a messenger RNA of Cucurbita pepo subsp. pepo (vegetable marrow), 1700 nucleotides long. Its product is annotated as chorismate synthase, chloroplastic. Gene Ontology annotation, biological process: aromatic amino acid biosynthetic process; chorismate biosynthetic process. The record is from RefSeq and is a predicted model, not a curated record. Gene Ontology annotation, molecular function: FMN binding; chorismate synthase activity. NCBI's taxonomy places the organism in Eukaryota, Viridiplantae, Streptophyta, Magnoliopsida, Cucurbitales, Cucurbitaceae. Gene Ontology annotation, cellular component: cytosol.